This is a messenger RNA of Vigna umbellata (rice bean), 794 nucleotides long. The record is from RefSeq and is a predicted model, not a curated record. NCBI's taxonomy places the organism in Eukaryota, Viridiplantae, Streptophyta, Magnoliopsida, Fabales, Fabaceae.
UCAUUUUAAAAAACCAAAUAGCAUUUAAUUUCGACCAUUUACGCGCCGUAACGAAAGCGAUGGCGCUAUCCACCGACGCAUCACCACCACCUUCCUUAGGAGAAGAACCGUUACCUCACGACGGCGACGGUUACGACCUUAACGAUGAUGAUAGUGCUUCGUUCGGCGUCGUUUCACUGGACGACGAGAGUUUUCCGUCGCAACUCCCGGGAUCGGAAACGCCGUCGGAAAAGAGCAGUUUCACCGCUGAUUUCUAUCGUUGCGGAACCGAUUGGUCCUCGCUGAUGUUGCAGGAUGAUAAAAAUAAUAGACACUCCGAUUUCGAGGGCGAUUCAGGGAAGAAGAUGAAGCAGGCCAACCUGUUCCAGAUUUGGGGUUUCAAAAGAAGCGACGUCGUUGGUUUAGUUGAAUCUGGACCGAGUUUGAGUGUUUAUUCUGAUAAAGGAGGUAGUUCUUCUGAAAGGAAGAUUGUGAAACCUGGAAAUUGGGGUUCGAUUUCGCGCGACGGAGAAAAAGAGUCCGAGGACACGAAAUCUCUCCGCAAGAGAAAGUGUUUCAGUGGUGAAAAUAGGGUUACACGUUCAUGUCCCUUUUAUAAGAAAAUCCCAGGGACAACAUUCACUGUUGAUGCUUUUCGGUAUGGGUCUCUUGAAGGGUGUUCAGCGUAUUUUCUUAGUCAUUUCCAUUGCGAUCACUAUGGUGGCCUUAGCAAGAAAUGGUCUCAUGGCCCUAUCUAUUGCUCUCCUCUCACGGGACGGCUUGUUCAAAUGUGUCUAUCGGUAAAUCCUUUGUAA